Molecule: messenger RNA, 870 nt
Organism: Symbiodinium necroappetens
Lineage: Eukaryota; Dinophyceae; Suessiales; Symbiodiniaceae
Source: the annotation of a GenBank genome assembly
AUGGCGGCCACGGCGCCCAGUGGACGAAGGCAGAGGUUGCUGGCAGUAUUGGUGUUGGUCGUUGCGGCCUGUUUGUGGAGAUGGGCGGGCGACAGCUUCGUUGCUCCAAAGAUCGGCGCCGAGACCGGGAGGAGCCCGCCGCCACGAGGUCCCGUUCGCGUGGCCCGUUUCGCAGGCGACAGCGCCGCCGAGGACUCCGUAGAGAUCUCCGGGUUCUCCGGAUUCGUGGUUGGCCUCGCAUUUCUGCCACACACAUGCUACGCCCUCCUGACGGCCGUGAGCCUUGUGAGGGGGGAGAGCUUCCCCUUCUUCGGCUUCGAGCUUCUUUCGAGCGUGGUGUCACUUGGUUUGGUGGCCUGGUCGUUGGGCAGCUUUCUUCAGCGUGGUCGAGGACUGCCCGCUGGACCCCUCGGCUUGCUGGGUCUCUCAGAGGGGCUCUCCUACCUGGUUGCCUUGGCCCUCCUCGCAGCCACGGCCGCAGCCGGAGUGCGAGCAGGACCUUCGCUGCCCAGCCUGAGCGUGCCCAAUGUCAGCAUACCGAAAGUGAGCCUUCCAACGUCGCUUCCAAAGGGCCUGGACGCGCCUUCCUUGAAGGUGCCUGAUGUGAAGCUGCCAGACUUCAAAGCAAAGCUGCCGGACGUGAAAGUGCCCGAUUUCAAAGUGCCGGACAUCAAGGUUCCAGACGUCAAGGUGCCAGAUGUCAAGAUCCCGGAUGUCAAGGUGCCGAAACUCCCAGAGGUGAAGGUUCCAGACGUGAAGUUGCCGAGCAAGGAGGAGAAGAAAGAGGCACCCGCGCCUCCUGCGCCUCCUGCACCUGCUGCCCCCAAGAAAGCCGAGGUUAAACCCUCCUCGGAGGACCUCUUUGCCUAA